This is a messenger RNA of Panicum virgatum (switchgrass), 576 nucleotides long. RefSeq names its product BTB/POZ and MATH domain-containing protein 1-like. Lineage: Eukaryota; Viridiplantae; Streptophyta; Magnoliopsida; Poales; Poaceae. Gene Ontology annotation, biological process: protein ubiquitination. The record is from RefSeq and is a predicted model, not a curated record. Bases 1 to 576 code for a protein of 191 amino acids. Gene Ontology annotation, molecular function: protein binding. The transcript has a single exon.
AUGGCCUCCGCGGCGUCUUCGCCGUCUUUUGUAACCGGCGGUAGCAGCACGUCGGCCAUCACCGCGGCGACGGUGACCGGGUCACACGUCCUCAGGAUCAACGGCUACUCUGAAACCCUGGGACGCCCCACCGGCAGCUACAUCAGCUCCAGCAAGUUCUUGGCCGCAGGCCACACCUGGUACAUCCGAAACUACCCCCAUGGCUACGACGAGGAGGCCGGCGAUUGCAUGUCCCUGUUCCUCGUCCUGGACGGCAGCCACACCGCCACGGUACAAUUCACCUUCGGCUUGCUCGAUCCGGAGGGCAAUCAGGUCUACAGAAAAAUCUCUCGCUGCCCGGUUGCCCUGCAUGAGUCCAGAUCAGCCAUGGGUUUCCCAAGGUUCAUCCGAAGAGAGUACUUCGAGAGAUCAAAGUACCUGCAGGACAACUGCUUCAGGAUCGUGUGCGGCAUCACCGUUGUCAGUGGCUUCUGCAGAGAGGCCAGUAGGAGCUUCUUCGCCGCCCCGGUGCCGCCCUCCGACCUGCAUCAGGAUCUCGGCAGGCUCCUCGCGUCAGGCAAAGGGGCUGACGUGUAA